Messenger RNA from Solanum stenotomum, 1530 nucleotides. RefSeq lists its product as uncharacterized. The record is from RefSeq and is a predicted model, not a curated record. Lineage: Eukaryota; Viridiplantae; Streptophyta; Magnoliopsida; Solanales; Solanaceae. Gene Ontology annotation, biological process: regulation of DNA-templated transcription; chloroplast organization. Gene Ontology annotation, cellular component: chloroplast. The transcript is spliced from 2 exons. Gene Ontology annotation, molecular function: double-stranded DNA binding. Bases 113 to 898 code for a protein of 261 amino acids.
ACAAGACCUACAGAACGCCCGGCCCUGUCAUCUAUUUCUAUCUGGUGAGGCGUGUGAAGCAGCGGAGGGGAAGUAAGAAUACCGCCGACAAAUACGAAGAUUGCUUGUAUUGAUGCUUAGAAUUAGUUGCAAUGGCGCACAAAAACAUCAAUUUUCCUGCCUUUAUUCCACAGUUGCAGUGGCGGCGGCACCUGCUAAUGUAUUGAUGGAGUUCCUGGUAAAUUCACUCGACUUCUCAACAAAAGAAGCCAUUUCCACAAGAGACAAGUUAACUCGUUUGAGAUACAGACACUAUGACCCGCAUUUGUUACUUCAUCUCUUUGAUGAAAUGGGUAUGAACAAAUCACAGAUCAAAACCCUUGUUUCUUCUUCUCCUCAAUUGUUGUUUUGUCGUGUUGACGAAAAUCUCAAACCCAAAAUUAAGAUUUUACAACAACUUGGCUUAUCUGGGUCUCAACUUGCUACAUUUCUUACAAAAAGUUCUUUUUUGAGAAGAGGUUUACAUACUGUUAUAGAGCCUAAUCUUGUUUAUCUAAGGGAUUUGUUGCCCAUUCAUGACCAUCUACCUAUAAGUCUUAUUAAAGAGCCUAGGUUGCUUUCCUGUAAUCUUCCUAAAGUUAUGCCACCCAAUAUAUCAUUGUUGCAAAAUUUUGGCUUUUCAAUGGCCGAUAUUCUCAAGGCUUUUCACAGGCAUCCUAGGCUUCUGCUCAAUAGUCCUGAGUGGAUUGAGAAAGCAGUAAAUCGACUAGAAAAGGAUUUUCAUAUGCCUCUCAGUUCAGGGAUGUUUCUUCAUGGUGUUCAAGUACUUGUAUCGCUUGAUGCAUCCAAAUUAGAAAGGAAAUUACAUAUUUAUCGGAGUUUUGGAUGGUCUGAUUCUGAUGUCUGUCUAAUGGUAUAAAAACUUCCUUACUGUUUGACUUCAUCAGAGGCUAAGAUAAGGACUACAUUGAAGUUUUUCAUGAACGAACUGGGGUAUGAGCCUAAUUAUCUGGCUUCUCGUGCACCGCUUUUAAAGCUUAGCUUAGAGAAGAGGAUCAUACCAAGGAAUGAAAUCUUGAAAUUUCUUAGAGAAAACCAGCUGGUAAAACGGUGGCCAAGUCUUUACACUGCUGUGUCAUAUUCUGAACUGGAUUUUCAAAAGAAAUAUGUACUUCCUUUCAGGGAAAAGAUGCCCGAGAUGUAUGAUUUAUAAAUGAAAAGUAUAAGCUAAAGAGAAAUCCUUACAGUGGAGACAAUGGCUGCAGAGCAAAGAGGUUUAUUCAGUUCCUUGAAAAUAUCUUAGAUUCUUUUUCAUGCUCUUGUCAAGCAUAUUACUGCUUGUUUACUUUUAAUUGCUGGAUAUCUAUUGAUGCACAAUGACUUUUCAAAAAAUUACGGAAUGACAAAAACUAGAAAUUGAUAUCAGUUUCAUUUUCUAUUCAACUGAUGAUUCUUGUUUAAUGACAAGUAGUAUAGAAAUCAGACGAUGUAUAUGACAUUGAUAUUUGAAUGGUUAUCUCAAUCAGGACAAUAUUUUUCUCGUUUAACUGA